Fusarium subglutinans is the source of this 3033-nucleotide messenger RNA. Its product is annotated as Nacht domain protein. NCBI's taxonomy places the organism in Eukaryota, Fungi, Ascomycota, Sordariomycetes, Hypocreales, Nectriaceae. The record is from RefSeq and is a predicted model, not a curated record. Bases 1 to 3033 code for a protein of 1010 amino acids. The transcript is spliced from 8 exons.
AUGACUACUACGCAGCGCGCCUUCGAAGCAGCGAUGCUUGAUUUCAAGAACAAGCUCAAAGACCAUAGUGUCUACGAUCAAAUUGCCCAAACAACUAGCAUCGAGCAAGUCUACCAGGACAUCGAAAAGCUUCAAGAUAAGCAGGCCAAAUCCGGCCGCCUUCGUCACUUAUCUAAGAUUGAACCAUUUCUAGCUCGACUUCGCGAAUACAGUAGUGUCGUUGAGACCUUUGUGCAGGCCAAACCCGACAUCCUAGCGCUGUUAUGGGGCCCGGUCAAGCUUCUGUUACUAUGGGCCGACGUUCUCAAACAGUCCUUCGAUGCUCUUGUGAGCGCUCUGGAAGAGAUUGGAAAUGCUUUGCCCCACUUUUGCGAACUGGCAGCAAUGUUCGCCGGUAAUAAUCGCCUACAGGCAUUGUUGGUGCUGUAUUUCCGCGAUAUUCUUCACUUCUACUUGAUCUCUACCGAAUUCUUUAGUAUGCGCCUUAUGUUUGAGAUGCUCUGGCCACGCCACAAAGACAGGAUACAGGUCGUCGUAAAACACAUGGCAAGCCAUCGCGACCUCUUCAGAGAGGAAGUUCUGAUGGAGGAGAUACGCAGAGCAGACGAAAUGCGAAAUCGGGAAUUCCAACAUUUCCUACAGACAGAGGAGAAUCACAUCGCUCAGGAAUAUGCGAGUCAUCGGGCCCACAUCUCACCCAAGAGCUACGAUGCCGACCUGUAUCGUUUCAGCGAAGCUGUUUGCAACGGAACCGGGAAAUGGCUCUUCCGUGACCAAUCAUUCCAGAAUUGGCUCGCUGGUAAGGAGAAAGUGAAACCUAUUCUAUGGCUUCGAGGUAUCCCCGGAGCUGGCAAGACGCUGCUCACAAGCAGCGUGAUUAAGCACAUUCAGUCCUUGGAUGGUACCCAUACCGUGUUCGUGUUUCUCACAUACCUCGACAGUCAUACUUCCGCACUCUCUGUCCUGCAGUCAUUGAUAUUCCAACUCGCCUCUACAUCCCUCUCUCUCAAAACAAUUUUAUGCCAAUCAGAUCUCCUACAUCUGGGAAACGAUUUCAAAGUCGCUGCGACCCUUUUGCAAACGCUCAUAGAGAGUGCAGGCGUUGUGCGAGUCAUCAUCGACGGAUUAGACGAGAUCAAUCCUACACAACGGUCAAGGUUGAUCAAGGAACUCGUGAGACUAAAUGGCGAAUGUGGAGGGUGCCACAUCCUGUUAACUAGUCGUGCCGAGAGUGACAUCUCCCGCGAUUUGGCCGGCAAAACCAUGGAUCUACAGGUCGACAAGAAUAACGCUGGUAGUAUCCAGGUCUUUGUUAACCAAACUAUGGCAGAAUGGUUCAAAGAGAGAGGUUUCGUUCCAGAAGUCCAAGACAAAGUCCAAGGCUGGGCUGCACCACUAGCAUUUCAUGCAAAAGGAAUGUUUCUUUAUGUGAAGGUUAUCUUCAGGAUCAUUUAUUACAUUAAUAACAUCGAAGAUAUACAAAACGAACUAGAACAUCUCCCAUCGUCUUUGGAAGAUGCCUAUGGUAGGGUUCUACAGCAAAUCAAUGCAUUUCGUGAUCCUCGAAGAAGAAACCUUGCUCGCUCAAUACUUGGCUGGGUGGGAUGUGCCCCAUCGCCAAUGACUUUGAAAGAAAUCGAGCAGGCAUUGCUGGUUGACCCCAAAUUCCCUUUCAAGCUACCAAGAGUUCAAUCGACAGUCGAUGUCAUACAGAUCUGCGGUCCGAUUAUCGAUAUAGUAGAUGGUUAUGUUCAGUUUGUCCACUUCACUGUUCGAGAGUACAUCUUCAGUACCAAGAUCCAGAGCUCUAUCAAUCUAUCCGAGAUGUCACUUGACUUGGCUAUUCGCUGCAUGGUGUAUAUGUGCCAGAACCAUCAUGACCCAGAGCUGACCGACGAUGAAAUUGAUGCCAACAUACUUUGGGGAGCAUAUCGAUUGCAUCACUUCUCAUCGAGCUUCUGGAUUGACUUGAUCCACCAGUAUUUGACUUUGUCUGGCUCAGAAACGAUACCCGAUAGUCUUAUCAAUCAACUGAGGAUACUGCUCGACACACGAUCAUCAGAUCAUUACACGCAGAGUGACCAACCCAAAGAUUCAAUACACUCAGCCAUUCUUGGUCUGGAGGUUCAAGAGCCUUCCCUUGUAGGACUUCUGAAGAGCUGUACCGCCUUUAAGACGUCAUCGUCUAAUUCGAACAAUCGAAUCAAUAAUCCGGAGGAGUGGUUGCAUACCUGCCCGCUAUCUACUCCCCAAAUUUCAAUUACUCUCCAUGAGCGGCUGGAAAUUCUCGAUGAUACGAAAUCGUCUGUUUCGGAGUCACUUUCUUACCAUUAUGGACCCAGGUCCUUCAGAUGCGGGUUUUUGGGCUGUCGUUAUCGUCGUUACGGCUUUGAAACUACGACAGGCCGUCGAACUCACGAAAGGAAUCAUCAGAAGCCAUGGAACUGCAACGUCCCAGGAUGUCGCUUCGUGACCCAAGGCUUCUUCUCACGAAAGAUGAGAGAUGACCAUUUGAAGAAGGGCCAUUCACAUGCUGCAGAUCUUGGAACGUCAAGCACUACUUCCCCUCUGAAGAUUGAAGAUGAAGAGCUUCAACCUCUUGUAUUUGAUUUGAUUGAAACUAACAGGGUGGGGAUUUUGGCACCACUGAUACCUCGUCUGCGCAAUUUACAAACUGGCGUACAGAUAGAAGUCGCAGCCCACGCUGCCAAAAUGGGCUCUCACUCAAUCCUACAACUAUUGAGCGACUCCGGGCUACUCACGGGAGCAUUUUAUCACAACGGCCUUCUAGAUUGGAGCAAGUUUAGUUAUCUAGCCCAGCUGGCACUGCAAAGUGAGAGUAUCGGCUUGUCCCAAAUUCUCCUAUGCUGGGUUGGGACCCUGGACUUCCGUAAAGUGGAUCCGGCUGUUUUUCAAGCAGCAGUGGAAAACAUAAUCGGAACCGUAUUGGGAUUGGAUUUUGAGGACUUGUUUGAACUAUGGAAGCCAAUAAUAGCUUCAGGCUUCGGCAUGCCGCGAACGCAUGUUGCUUAG